AUGUGGUUCCUGGUUCUGGGCCUCGCGCUGUCCCUGGGGGGCACUGGUGCCGUGCCCCCCAUGCAGUCCCGGAUCGUCGGAGGCUGGGAGUGCCAGAGACAUUCGCAGCCCUGGCAGGUGGCCGUGUUCAGUUACCACAAGCCUGAGUGCGGGGGCGUGCUGAUCCGGCCCCAGUGGGUGCUCACGGCCGCUCACUGCAGGAGCAAAAAUUUCCAGCUCUGGCUGGGCCGCCACGACCUGGAAGAACCGGAAGCGACGGCUCAGUAUGUGCAGGUCAGCGCCAGCUUCCCACACCCCUGCUACAACGCGAGCUCCCCCGAGAGCCAGCUCCCCGGCCAGGGCCAGGACUACAGCCAUGACAUCAUGCUGCUGCGCCUGAAGGAGCCGGCGCAGAUCACCGACGCCGUGCAGGUCCUGGACCUGCCCACCGAGGAGCCUGUAGUGGGCAGCACCUGCAUAGCCUCGGGCUGGGGCACCACGGACCCCGAAGCCGGUCCGUCUGGGCCCGUGUGCGUGCGUGUGUGCGGGGACUCGGGCGGCCCGCUGGUCUGCGAUGGCAUGUUGCAAGGUAUUACGUCAUGGGGCCACACCACGUGCGCCACCCCCAACAAACCGGCUGUCUUCACUAAAGUGCUUCCGUAUGUAGACUGGAUCCUGGACACCAUGGCGGCCAACCCCUGA
This is a messenger RNA of Orycteropus afer afer, 681 nucleotides long. RefSeq names its product kallikrein-1-like. The transcript has 4 exons. The record is from RefSeq and is a predicted model, not a curated record. Gene Ontology annotation, molecular function: serine-type endopeptidase activity. Lineage: Eukaryota; Metazoa; Chordata; Mammalia; Tubulidentata; Orycteropodidae. Gene Ontology annotation, biological process: proteolysis. The coding region runs from base 1 to 681 and encodes 226 amino acids.